Molecule: messenger RNA, 1174 nt
Organism: Trypanosoma cruzi
Lineage: Eukaryota; Euglenozoa; Kinetoplastea; Trypanosomatida; Trypanosomatidae
Product: pumilio/PUF RNA binding protein 1, putative
Exons: 1
Biological process (GO): post-transcriptional regulation of gene expression
Cellular component (GO): cytoplasm
Molecular function (GO): mRNA binding
Source: RefSeq, a predicted model, not a curated record
AUGCUUGUUUUAUUGGAUUGUUUAGGGGUUUUUAUUUCUUUGGCGCAGGUAGAAGGAGAAAAAAAAAAAAAAAAAAAAGGAGGAAGAAAGGGUACAAACAGCAUGCCAUCGGAUGAAGAAGCUCUGGCAGCGCAGUACGCACGUCGGCAGGAGUUGUUGAAGCAGUUGAAUGAAGUUAACAGCGCCAUCAGGAGCUUGGAGCAGAAGAUAUCCGAGAAGACCGCUCAAAACGUGGAAAAGAAUUCUAUGGAUGCUGCUACGGGGGGCGAUACAGAGAUGGAAAAGCUGGACUACCUUCUUGACCGCUGUGUACGGGAUUCCAAUGGUUUGCGGGACGCCAUGAAGUUUGUCGAUGCGUGCAAGGCCCUGAGGGAAAAUGCUGCAGAAGAAGAGAGUAGCAAAGAAAAGCAUUUCUUCUGCAAUCGCUUUGUGCACAAAGUUAUUGCCAGAUCACCCGUGCUUGCGACCGAUCCCAAUGGCAGUGAGCUCAUCCAAAACACGCUAGGAUUGUUGAAAAAUGGGGGUUCUGUAUCUCCGGCAUUGAACUCCACGGAUUACAUUGCAGACCGCGCCAGUGACCUGUCGGAGAUUCUUCUUCUUCUGGGGGAGAUAAAAGGGCACAUACCGCGUAUCUGCUAUGACACGAACGGCACCCGUUUUACGCAGAAACUUUUUGAUUACGUGAAGAGCGUGGACGAGUUGGAAUUUUGUGCGGAAUGCUUUUCGGAUUCGAUCAUACCGCUUUGCAAAGACAUUAAUGGUAGCCACAGUGUCGCCCGUCUUUUAGCCGCCGCGCGUCAGUCGAAUUUUUCUGACGAGAAUGGGAAGGUUGAUGCUGCCACUGAAGAGAAGCUAUCAGGGAUCCACAAAAUGCUUUACAAGAACUUUGCGGAAAAUUGCGUUGAUGUUUGCAGAAAUCGUCAGGGGUGCUGCAUUAUUCAAAAGUGUCUUCAAUGGACACCCGAGCCGUAUUUUUCCAUGAUUAUCGACACCGUUUUACAGAACACCCUUAAGCUCGUGAAUGAUCCCUUUGGUAAUUAUGUCGUACAAUUUAUUUUGGACAACGAGAAGGAGCUCUCGCCACGCGGCCAGUCAGGCCAAGAGGCUACGAACUACACGAAUCGAACGAUACGACAGAUGCUGCAUAAUGUCGCGUCACUUUCGUGCGACAAGU